Molecule: messenger RNA, 3836 nt
Organism: Hermetia illucens (black soldier fly)
Lineage: Eukaryota; Metazoa; Arthropoda; Insecta; Diptera; Stratiomyidae
Gene: TBPH
Product: TAR DNA-binding protein 43
Exons: 8
Coding region: 1171-2559 (462 amino acids)
Biological process (GO): regulation of gene expression
Cellular component (GO): nucleoplasm
Molecular function (GO): RNA binding
Source: RefSeq, a predicted model, not a curated record
UUUAUUAUACAUUUUUACACAUAACUGUACAGAGUUUAUUUGACAUAUUAAAUAUGAUUAUGGCUGCGUUGGGUGUUUAGCGCAAAUGUUGAGGGAAAUUUAAAUGAAAGGAAUUUGCUUUGGCGUUGAAAGCGUGCGACUUGAUGUAAUUGGAGCGGGUCUGUUGCUCGGAUCUUGUGUGCAUUUUGAUUCAUUUUUGUUAGCGUAUAGGGCUCUGGAUCGUCGUCGCUUUGUGUCCGUUCCUAGCUCGGAGAGGCGUUGAGUGAGCGAGGUCUCGUGCCAAUUUUAACACGAUGCCCGCACGAGUUACAGAAUAAAAACGUAUGCUUGUGUCUAUAUUUAGCCAUUGCUCUCGUAAUUCUAUUGACAGUGAAUAAACCAAGAAGUUACUGGUUGUCUGUAGGUUUUUUCUUUGCGUAAGAAGGCGGCGUUCCCGAUGGUGUGAUUGAUGAAAAGGAGUUAGGCGCCGGCAGCCUGAUUGCCUCCCGUUGAUGUGCACCCAGAGGGGGAGAUUGGAAUCGGAGAUCUUUAUAAGCAUUUAAUAUAAAUUACUUGAAACGUGUCUGAUUGAAAAUAGAGAGUGCGCAGCUGAUCCUACAUAAAUUGUGUAUGUAGUGUGAGUUUGUAAUGUCCUAAAAACAAGGAAAAAAAAAAGAUAAAAUCUAUUUAUAUUAAAAAAAAAAUCAAAUUACACGAGGUCGACUAUGAAAUAGUGAGAAGCGGGCGAAUUUAUUUUCUAUAUUUUAUGAAUAUUAAACCUUUUUUUCUUAAUAAGAAAAAGAGAAAAAAUAUAAUUGAACAAAAAAAAAAAGAGAAAAAUAAGAAACCAUAGAGAGCGAGCGAGCGACUGAACGAAACAACGUGAGAGAAAGGUGGUCUGCAAGUGUCUCGUUAAAUGUGUCUCUUGUUUUGAACGAAAGAAAGAGCGAACGAGCGCGAGAGUGGUGUCUGACACAAAUUAUUUAAGUGGACAAGCUUGAACAUCAUCCAUUUUUACUAUUUGUAUGGCGUUUUCAAAAAUCGGAGUGUGGCUGAAAUAAAUAGUCAAUAUUAUACUAAGCACAAACAUAGACCCCGUUACUGUGUCACCAUCAAACAUACAAAGUUCCAUCCUCACAAGAAGUGAAUCCAGAUACCCUUAUUGAAUCAGCAAUCAUAACAUUGGUUACAAUGUCAAUGGAAUUCCUACAAGUUGCUGAGGAUGAGGGCGAAGAGCCAAUCGAGCUGCCGGUUGAGGAAGAUGGUACCUUAUUAUCAUCCACACUUCAGGCUCAGUUUCCUGGUGCUUGUGGUCUUAAAUAUCGUAAUCCUGAAUCCCGCGCGAUACGUGGUGUACGCUCGAAUGAGGGCCGGUUCUAUCCUCCAUCCACUGAAUCUGGAUGGGGUACACAAGUCUAUUUCUGCGUAUUCCCGAAAGAAAACAAACGCAAAAGCGACGACAAUUUGGAGAACUCAACGGCAAAAACUAAGCGCAUUGAGACACGUUUACGUUGCACCGAUCUAAUUGUCCUCGGAUUACCAUGGCGAACAUCAGAACAAAGCUUACGUGAACAUUUCGAAGAAUUCGGUGAAGUUUUAAUGGCACAAGUGAAAAAAGAUAUUAAAUCGGGACAGUCAAAAGGCUUUGGAUUUAUACGUUUUGCAUCAUAUGAAUCGCAGAUGCGAGUUUUGGCAUCAAGACAUCUCAUCGAUGGCAGACUUUGUGAGGUCAAAGUGCCAAACUCGAAAGUAAGGGAAGGUAUGGUUCAUCAAGUGCCUUGUAAAGUUUUCGUUGGACGCUGUACGGAAGAUCUAACGGCCGAUGAUUUACGUGAAUAUUUCUCGAAAUUUGGAGAAGUAACGGAUGUAUUUAUACCGAAACCAUUCCGCGCAUUCAGCUUCGUUACAUUUUUAGAUCCUGAAGUGGCGCAAUCCUUAUGCGGUGAAGAUCAUAUAAUAAAAGGAGUAUCUGUUCAUGUGUCCAACGCAGCCCCGAAAUCCGAGCAAAAUCGAAAUCCUAACUAUAAUAAUGCUAGUGGCGGUGGCGCUGGACCAUUGGUCCAACAUCAACGUGGUGGGCCAAAUCAAAUGAAUCGACAAGAUAACAUGGCAUAUCCACAGCAGCGUGGUCCUUAUAUGCCUAAUCAACCGAUGCAGCAUAAUAACGGUUGGAACAAUCAGAAUCGUGGUAAUUUGGAUAUGCCGAAUUUACAAGCGCUCGGUAUUAAUCCUCAAGGUCAAAAUCCAUCCAAUCAGGGACAAAAUAUGAAUAAUCCAUUAGGGGCUGGUCUUAAUUUGAAUACGCUACCAAUGAAUCCUGCCAUUUUUGCUGCUGCUUUAAAUCAAUGGAGUUUGAUUGGAAAUCUACAAAAUCAAAAUCAGGAUCAGGGCUUUGGCGCAACCGGAGGUCCUAACUCGCAACCAGGUAGUUCGCAACAAGGUGGUGGUGGAUUUCUGUCUUGGAUGACUCAAGCCGGAGGCGGUGAAGCCCAACAGGGCGGUAACAAUCAGCCGUGGUCUCGACAACCAGCCGGAACAACAGCCCCACAGGGAUCUGAAAACAAACCAAACUUUCUCUAAAGAAAACAUUUGAAACAACGGAAUUUACGUGUUUUUUUUUUAAAUUUUUUUUUCUGGAUUUUUUUUUUUUUUAAGUUGAAAAGGAAAAACAAGAAAACAUAAGCUUUGCUCUAGAAGUUUUUAUAAAUAUAUAUUAAUAAUUAUCGAUAAAGAAUACAUUUAGUGGAAUUCCUACUAGAAUCAUGUUGACAAAUUUCGUUUAAACUAAAAAAAAAUGUUUUUAUUUUUAAUUUUUGAGUUUGAAAGUAGUUUUAGUAUUUAAGAGAGUGAAAAGGUGAUUCGUAGACAUGCAUGAUAAAGCAGAUGCGCAUAUGUGAAAUGCUUCAGUUACCUUGCGACCGUAAUUGAACAAAAUGGAAAUUUUGCAGUGUUUUUAUAUAAAUAUAUAUAAAAUGAAAGUAUGCACUUCGUUUAGUCAUUUAAUAUCAUGAAAGGUAUGAUUUUUUUUUGUCAUAGUAUACAAACUAGUAAAUGAUGAAUUGAAAAUGGCAAUUCCAUUAUGUGAACUUCUUUGAAUUUUUUUUCUAUUCAGUGAAUUUGAGCAGUUUUCUCUAACAAGCUUUUGUAAAUGACAAGAAGAGAAGAAAACAAUACAACAAAUAAUGUUAGAUUAGAAGAACCAUCAUCUGUUGGUUAUUAUUCAAGAAAUGAUUCAAUAUGUCGCCGCUUAGUUGACUUUUAACUGCGGAAAAUAGGCAUCAUCUAUAUAUAUAGAUCCUCUGAAUAUCUAGGUGCGCGUUUUGUUGAAGAGAAAAAAAAUCUGUUUGUAUCUGAAUGUUUUGAAAUUAUGUUAAAAAUAUUGAUCAUAUAUCAUGUACAUGCCCUUAUUCUCUAUUUUACAAUAGAAUGCAUUGCUGCCCUUCCAUCAUGUAUUCCUUAAAUUGGAUAUCGAACUUUCUUUCCUUUUGGAAUAACUUUCGAUUCUCUAAUUAUUUUGUUUGAAUGUUUUUUGUUUCCGUGUUACGCUCGAAUAAUGAUUGGAUAUUUGUGAGUAAUUCGUUCAUGUUGUUUAAAGAAAAAGUGAAAAAUAGAAAAAAAAAUAAAAAAAAAACAAACAAACAAAGAAAAGUAACGUUUAAAAAACUUAUUUUGCCAAGAAGAUUCUAUUUGAGUCUUCUAUGUAAUCAUGGGUAGUUGCGAAGUAAAUGCAAAAUGAAGAGACUUAUGUGUUUUUCUUCGUCAAAGUGAAGGAAAAUAAGUACUCAUUGUAAUAAGCAUCUUUAAAAUAAGUAUGAAAAUAGAAAAAUCGAUUGCGUAAUAAAAAAGAAAAAAAAAAA